Molecule: messenger RNA, 2455 nt
Organism: Styela clava
Lineage: Eukaryota; Metazoa; Chordata; Ascidiacea; Stolidobranchia; Styelidae
Source: RefSeq, a predicted model, not a curated record
CUUAAUUAUCGAAAUAUGUUAUGAAAGUUAUUGUGAAUUUAGGAUUUUUAUUCUAUGGGAGAGGAUAGUCAAUCAAACCUCCAUGAUGCCCCCCAUGAAAGGCGACGAGUCCAGCUAUCCUUUCGCAUAUAAUUUUUUCCACAAGAUUCGAACCUGGGAACCCACACAGUGCGAUCCAGCUCACACUUUCGCAACAAUAUUCAUAUUGUAUAUACGCAACUCAUUUAUUAUUGAGAGCAAGUUGUUUAUCGCACAUUGUUACGGAUUACUAAAGGUUAGUUGAUAGAGAAAGAUUAGGAUUUGACUCUAGUAGCCUAUAGUAAAUUCUUCUGAAUUGUAAUAAAAUAAAAUAAAAAGGCCUAAUAAAAAGGUUAAUAAAUAUUUUGCUUUAAAAAAAUUCUGCUUCAAAUUUAUGUUCUUUAGGAGUUGCAUUCACUGAUAUAUAAUGUUCCAAUAGAGGAUGUUUAUUAUACAUAGUCAAUUGAAAAGCGUGAAGUAGCUCAUUGCAAAACCUUACAUCUCAUGUUAGCUCUGUUCAAACAGAAUACUUUUGAUCAUAUUUCCCAUCCUUUCGGUGUUUUAUGCAUUUUAUGUUUAUUACAAUAUUUGUAAUGCAAAUCUUUUCAAAAAACUUUGGGGUUUUGUAUUUCAUUUGAAUAAUCUUACUAUUGGUAUUGCGCUCUCUUUUUCUUGUUUUGUGUGAACGAUUUUUCAACAGAAAACGGUGAAAUGUGAUUAAUUUAUAAACCUUGUUUGAUGUAUUGUAACGAAAUUCUUUUUAUGUUUUAAUUAUUUUAUUUCUAAUAUUAUAUUAUGCCUCUUCAUUUCUUUGAUGUUUCUAUCUACUCGGAAAAGCAUAUUGCAUUUUACUACAAAGCAAAUUUAUGUGGGACAUAGUAAGGCAAAACUCUUGGGUGUUUAUAGGAAUCUCAGCCCUUGUUUUAUUUCAACUUCUAUAUAUAGUGAUUUUAUGCAUGUUCAGAAAAAAAUCUGAAUACACAUUAAUACUUGAUGAAAAUUCGUUGCUGUUGCAUCAACAAGGAACCGAUUUUUCCACUUCCCAUCAAGGAUAUGAUCAUGCAUUGAUGAGCUGUCAAUAUUACUUGCGACAUUUGAGUAAAUUAGAGUUCAUACAAUCUUACAAACAAAUAGAUAGCCGUUCAAGUACUUACUGGUUUGCAUUACGAGAUACAGAAAGAGCAAAACGAGAAAGUGGAGGAAUUUUGACAAGAUCUAAAGGGAAAUGCAUAUUGAAAAUAUCUUGUCGACCAAAGUUAUCCAAUUUUACUAAAGGCAAUUGGGAAAAUGUACUGGAAAGCAUGCUUGAUAUUUUGCUAACCAUUAAAGAUGAGUCGUGUCCUUUUCUGUUACCUGUUUUUGAUCUGAACUACCAGACAGACAGGGAAACAUUACUUGUACUCAAUGAAUACAAGUCCCGUGGUUCUAUGCAUGAUCAGAUGCUUGGUAUGGUACGUCAGAAAGGACAAAACAAAUCAGUUAGCAAUUCCAAUUCCAUUAUGAUUUGCAAUCAAAAUGAAUCAAAUUCAAUAAUCAAAUUGACAGAAAUUGUAUGGAUUACAAUUGAAUCUACCAAAUGAGUAUUACUAUUCAAUAAAUGACUUUUCAAACAAUUUAAUUUUUAAUGCAAAAUUUACACUUUUAAAAUGAAAAUCAUUGUCAUAAGUGUCUAAUUAGUUUUAGGCUACAUUAUCCAGGAAUAUACAAAUGAAAGAAUAAAAUUUUUUGAAUAUAGUAAUACAAUGACAAUUUCAUCUGAAUUCUUCAAUCAGUCAUAAAAAGCAAUUCUAAAAUUUCUCAGUUUCAAUUACGUACAUUGUGCCAUACUAAUCAAAAAUAUCAUUUCCUGAAUGGGUCUGGAUGUUGUUACUGUUUGCUCAUAGGUGAUUGUAUCAGUGAUCUCAUCAAUGAUUGUGAAAUGGUACCCACUAGCAGCCAGCUUGGACUAUGUAUCUCAUGUAUUAUCAUAUGUUACUCUCAAAAUAUCGAUGAUUAAUAGGCAAUAAUAAUCAAUGUGGAUUUCGGGUAUAUCUACUCACUUCAUUUUAAAUCAUUUUAUUGAUUAUCAACUUAUAUACUUCAGACAUCUGAACCAAAAAUUAACUGUUGUUAUAUGGAAUAUAAACUUUUUAUAAUUGUUUAAAGUUUUAAGUCAAGUUAAAAGUUUACAUCUGUAAGUUUUUAUUGAAAUACGUCAACGAAUAUUGCAUCCAACUAUGAUUAGAUACCAGCUUUAAGAGCAUAUUUUUUUAAUAAUAUUAUCAAUAUUUUUUUUUCCGAACCACAACAUUCGCCAUUUUCAUCACAAAAUCUUCAAAUUAGCGUUGCUGUGUUUAACUCAAAAUGACCAUAAUUGUUUUCAACAAUGAUUUGCAAGUGUGUGAACAUGUCAAUUGUUAUUCAUCAUAUUUUGCUGAAUUUUAUUUACUGUAUUUUA